ACACACACACACACACACUCCCUCACAGGCACGCGGCGCGCGCUCUCUACUGGACACUGGCUCACGCUCUCUCUUGUCCUUCUCAAGCCCGCGGACUUUUGCGCUUUCAAAAGCAGGUCUGUGAUUGAAUUGGAAACUAGCUUCCAAAUGACACAUUUUCCGAGGUGUGACAAAAGAAGCGGGAGCAAAAGGUGAAUAUGGUCAGUCAAGGAGGCAAAUCAACAUGCACAGCCUGCUGCAUGAAGAACAAAGUUGACUGACUCAGACAUUGACUGUCUGAGCCUAAAUGUGUCAGACGAAGCCGUGGACAAUUAGCAGAUCUAAAGGCCUUCAUAGCGUCUCAUUUUAGAACACACAGCUGUCAAAAAAGGGGUCAACUGAAACUGUCUGUGCCAACAGCACGUUUGGGAGUAUUUUUUCUCCUUGGUUGUGUUGAGAACUAAGCGAUGGCCAUGGUGAGAGGGGGGUGGGGAGAUCCCAAUGGGGAGACUAAUGGACUUGGUGGUGACAAGGGUUACCUGAGGGGAGAUGAGGACGAUGGGUCACCACAAGGAGGCGGCAGCGACAUGGAGGCCGGGGACGAUGAUAAAAGUUGUGUGGUGGACUGUGUGGUCUGUGGUGACAAGUCCAGUGGGAAACACUACGGUGUGUUUACCUGUGAGGGCUGCAAGAGCUUCUUCAAACGGAGUGUCCGGCGAAACCUCAACUAUACCUGCAGAUCGAACCGAGACUGCCAGAUUGACCAACAUCACCGUAACCAGUGUCAGUACUGCCGUUUAAAAAAGUGUUUCCGAGUGGGAAUGCGCAAAGAAGCAGUUCAGCGUGGACGUAUCCCACCUUCGCAUUCGAGCCUCAGCCCAUCUACGACUCCAGUGGGCGGUAAUGCCGGGAGCGGCGUGAGCGAGUUCUACAACGGGCAGCCGGUGUCCGAGCUCAUCUCCCAGCUCUUGCGGGCAGAGCCCUACCCCAACAGCCGCUACAGCCAUCAAUACAGCCAGCAGAUGCAGGGGGGCGGAGGAUCGGCCAUGGGCAUCGACAGCAUCUGUGAGCUAGCUGCAAGACUCCUGUUUAGCACCAUCGAAUGGGCUCGAAACAUUCCUUAUUUCCCUGAGCUGCCUGUAUCUGAGCAGGUGGCCCUUCUGCGGCUCAGCUGGAGUGAACUGUUUAUCCUUAACGCGGCCCAAUCUGCCCUGCCACUGCACAUGGCCCCGCUGCUUGCCGCCGCAGGCUUUCACUCCUCUCCCAUGUCUGCUGAGAGGGUGGUGUCCUUCAUGGACCAGGUGCGCAUCUUCCAGGACCAAGUGGAGAAGCUGACCCGCCUGCAGGUGGAUACAGCAGAGUACAGCUGUCUAAAGGCCAUAGCGCUCUUCUCACCAGAUGCGUGUGGGCUGACAGACCCAGCUCAUGUGGAAAGCCUGCAGGAAAAAGCUCAGGUGGCCCUGACCGAGUACGAGCGCAUGCAGUACCCUGGACAACCCCAGCGCUUUGGGCGGCUCCUUCUGCGACUGCCCGCUCUGAGGGCGGUGCCCGCCAGCCUAAUUUCUCAGCUCUUCUUUAUGCGCCUUGUGGGGAAAACGCCUAUUGAGACGCUCAUCCGUGACAUGCAGCUGUCUGGCAGCUCCAUCAGUUGGCCGUAUGCUCCAGGACAAUAAUCAUGAUCAGAUGUGACCACAGAACCAGUCUGGAAGUCUUGGUCUGAUUUUUUUUUUUUUAACCACACAUUCACAUCUGAUAUUGACUGUAUUCCCUAAUGCAACAGGGUCAACUGGGUGAAUUCAGUAGUACAUUGCAGAUGGUGUGAUUUAUGUUCUGUGAACUGUUUUAUGAAGCCCAGAAGCAUUCUUUAAAAAUUACUUGAGAAAUACUGGUUAUCUGCCAGCCAAAGGUAAGAUGUUAGGUACAGUUUAAUCACCAGUUAUUAGUUAUUGCGUGGAAAUUGGUUAAAAAACCCAAAACAACAAGCUCUCUCAGUUGGGUGUGAACAUAAGUCACUUUGGACUGUCCCUGGAGGCACCAGGAAAUCAAGUCACACUCAUUCUCUGUUCUGCCCUGUCCUUGUGUACCAGAAAGCCUGAAGGAGGAGGAAAGAGACACAAUGACAUCCUGCCAUCCAAAAACCCAAACAAAUCAAACCGAAACAGUCUGAAUUAAGACUUAAGCAUUUGUUUUGUCAGUGAUAACUACUUGGCAUAUGUAUUGUUUAGCUCUUUUACCCUAUCAAUGCUAAUGCGUUUCUUUGAGAGACUGAAAUUGGCAAAAGCUGGUGCAAAGAUUGGAUUAUGUUUUCCAUUUGACGGAAUAUUUGUGGACUGUAUUUGUACGUUGCGUUAAGAUACAAACUUAUAUCUUGAAGAAUUAUUGAUAUUUCUAUAACGCAUUUGAGAUAAAUGACAGAUGAAGUAGUCAUGGCUUUUUUUUUUCUCCCCCAGAUAGAAACCAGUGAACAUUCUUCAUGGAAGAGGUGUUCAUCUACAUGCAUAAGACGCUUAUGCUAAACUGGUAAUAGUCACAUUAUGUAUUGUCGACCAAAAGAAAUACCUCUAGUCUGUUGAGACUCAAACGGUCUCUGUCAUUCACGGCUGUGUCAGUGUAUUUCAAAUUUAUCUACACACUUGAGCUGCUCACUUUACACUAAAGAGGAGUGAUUGGAUCUAUCUGUCUGUUAUGUUUGUUACGAAGGCUGUUUUUGGCAAGAAACUGGCACUUCCUGUUUUGUCUUUUGUGCUCUGGUGUGGCGUUUCACCGGUGACAGCAUGUUGUUUUGGCUAUAGUUGUGAGAUGUACGUUUUCUAGCCUUCUCAUACAUCUGAAUGACUAAUAUUACCUCAUAUUUAGGCCUUGAAACAUAUCAGGUGGUCUAAUAUACAUAAACGCAUCAAAACGGCAACAUGUACAGUUUUCAUUUUAAUAUCUUUGUCUUUUUAAAUACUGGUGUAUGACAGCUUGAUUAAACAAAAUUAUCAUACA
This is a messenger RNA of Pimephales promelas (fathead minnow), 2967 nucleotides long. RefSeq names its product nuclear receptor subfamily 2, group F, member 6a (gene nr2f6a). The record is from RefSeq and is a predicted model, not a curated record. Gene Ontology annotation, biological process: regulation of DNA-templated transcription. Lineage: Eukaryota; Metazoa; Chordata; Actinopteri; Cypriniformes; Leuciscidae. Gene Ontology annotation, molecular function: DNA-binding transcription factor activity; sequence-specific DNA binding; zinc ion binding.